UAUCUACUAGCAGCUACCAAACUUUAUUAUGCUUGUUAUUUAUAAGGUGGUAUUCUUCAUUAUCCCUAUUGAAUGCAUUUUGUGAAUUCAGUAUACUAGUGAAGUCUUCGCUGUUUACUUUCUAAAUGGGGUGAGUGAGUGGGGAAAAAAGAACUCUUUUUGACCAUACUUCCAGUUCCAGCGCUUGUGGUUAUGGCAAGGAUGAUUUUCCACAAAAGUGAAUCUAUAGAAAACCCACAAAACCACUGGCAUUCAUCAAUUAUGAGACCACUGCCGUAGCCCAUAGACAUUUUCUAUAAAACUAUGUGGGUUGUGUGUAUUUGUUUACUCCUGUUCCAUCACGUUCUCAUCAUAUGCUAAAUAAUAAGAAUAAGUGGCAUUCAUGAAUUUUGAUUGGCAUGCUACUCUUUUAGUAAAGUCUGAGGCAAUAGAUGGUCAUAGAUGCCUGAAAUAAUUUCUUCCCUUCUCAACCUAUAUCAGCCCUUCCUUCCUUCCUUCCUUCCUUCCUUCCUUCCUUCCUUCCUUCCUUCCUUCCUUCCUUCCUUCCUUCCUCCUUCCCUCCAAGGAUCCCCAGGAAAUUUCCCUUCUGAUUACACAACAAUGUGAAUCCAGAUCUUAAAAGUAUAGUAUAUUUUGAUGAAUGAAGGACAAGUGAUAUGAUUUGAUUAAAAUAUAUUUUAACAGUUCAAAGAGUAAUGUUUAAUCUCUCAGCCAUGCCCAGUGCAAGUAGAAUCAGGGAAAGAAAAAGAUGCUGUUGGUCUAUAUUUUGUUUUGACUUUUCUGACUUGCACCUGUUUUUAAUGUUUGAACUUUUCUAGUUCUUUGAAUCAGUUUCGACACUGAAUUGUCUUUUGGAUGGUAAGAUGUUUUGUAAGGAGUUGGUUCCCAGCUGAGGCAAUUUUCAGUGAGACACUUCCCACCCAUCCAAAUGUUCUGCAUUUAUAUUUGAAUGGCCUAAGCAGAAUUUUUAUUGAAGACGCUGACAUUUUGCCUCUCAAAUUAUUUCAGCUCCUGAUAUUUUGGACAGGUCUUCAUGUUUUUUUUCUUCUAGGCCACCAGGUGGCAGCACCAGAAACGGUAAUAUUUCUAAAUUUCUGGGUUUUUUUCCCUCAAAUAGAAGCAAAUAUCACUCAUGCAAACUCAUAAAGGUAAAGGUUCCCCUGCACAUGUGUGCUCGUCAUUUAAGGCUCUUGGGGCGGUGCUCAUCUCCAUUUUAAAACCGAAGAGCCAGUACUGUCCGAAGACAUCUCCAUGGUUAUGUGGCUGGCAUGACUCAACACCAAAGGCACAUGGAGCGCUGUUAUCUUCCCACCAAAGUGGUCCAUAUUUUUCUACUUGCAUUUUUACGUACUUUCAAACUGCUAGGUUGGCAAAAGCUGGGAAAAGUAAUGGGAGCUCACUCCGUUACACAGCACUAGGGAUUGGAACCACUGAACUACCAACCUUCUGCUCGACAAGCUCAGUGUCUUAGCCACCACACCCCUUAUGCAAACUCAUACCAUAGCUAUUGGUAUUUCACAAUCUCAGGGGAAUUCUCGGUCUUAAAAUCCAUCCAUCUUAAAGUUGCUGAGAUUAAGAAAUGCAGCACUAUAUUAUAUUGCCCAAAAGAAAAUAUGCAUUUGAAGCAAUAUUCUAUACAGAAAUAUUUUAUGUAUUAAUUUACAUAUCCCACCUUUAUCAUUUUAAUAAAUAACUCAGAGCGACUAACAUAGCUAACACUGCAUUCUCCUCCUAUUUUCUCCAUAAAAGCAAGUCUAUGAGGUGAGUUGGACUGACAGAGAGUGCCUGGCCCAAGUUACCAGGCCAGCUUUCAGGCCUAAGGUGGGACUAGAACUCACUGUCACCUGGUUUCUAGCCUGGUGCCUUAACACGACUGUUUCUGGUGUAAACCUAGUUCCUAACUCCAGCUAAGAGCUAAAUUCUGUUGUGCUCCUUAUUGCAUAGAAUUAUUUCUCACUAAGUAGUUUAUUGCUUUUUUUUUUCCUUUUGGUUAGUGAAUUGCCUUUUCAAUUCAACAUAAACUGUUCUUUAAAAAGUAAUUUGUUUUAAAAAAAUCAAGAUCUUUUGUGUUCCUUCUUCUUUUACUUCUUUUUAUGUUGUAGGACUGGCAUUUGCCCACCAUUUCAUCCUCUGCAUCAGCUCAUCACAUGAGAGCUUUUUGUGCUCACCUACGGUGCUUUGGUAGCCCAACUGUGUAAGGAUUAUGAAAAGGAUGAAGAUGUAAACAAAUACUUGGACAGCAUGGGAUACAGCAUCGGCAUCAGAUUGGUCGAAGAUUUCUUGGCUCGCUCUGCUGUGAAGAAGUGCCGCAGUUAUUCUGAAACUGCAGAUAUAAUUGCACAGGUUGCUUUUAAGAUGUAUCUGGGUGUCACCCCUACUGUGACUUGCAACAAUGCAAUGGGAAAUGAGUUUUCUCUCAUUCUGGCCAAGAAUCCCUUAGUGGACUUUGUGGAGGAGCUACCAGCAAGUCGACCAUCUCUUUGCUAUUGCAGCCUGUUGUCUGGGACCAUCAGAGGCGCUCUGGAAAUGAUACACCUAGCAGCUGAAGUGAUUUUCCUUCAAGACACUCUGAAAGGAGAUGAUGUGACAGAAAUCCGAAUCACAUUCUUGAAGAAGGCUGAAACCAAGAAAUACAAGAGAAAUAAAUGAAACUGUUAUCAGAAAUAAUUAUGUAUAUAGGCCAAGCCUUUGUAGCUGCCCAGAAAGUGGAACCUUCCUGUAAUGUAUUUGAAUUUUAGGAGGGAAAUUUGGGUGGGAAAAUGCACGUUGCUGAUUGGCUGAUGCCUCAGCCAAAAUACUAUUUAAAGAGGGGGUUUUGCCUGUUGGCUUUUGCUGGGAUCACAAUAAACCAAAGAGCUGUUGUCA
This is a messenger RNA of Ahaetulla prasina, 2865 nucleotides long. It is a transcript of the gene TRAPPC3L, whose product is annotated as trafficking protein particle complex subunit 3L. NCBI's taxonomy places the organism in Eukaryota, Metazoa, Chordata, Lepidosauria, Squamata, Colubridae. The record is from RefSeq and is a predicted model, not a curated record. Bases 2242 to 2649 code for a protein of 135 amino acids. The transcript is spliced from 5 exons. Gene Ontology annotation, biological process: endoplasmic reticulum to Golgi vesicle-mediated transport; intra-Golgi vesicle-mediated transport. Gene Ontology annotation, cellular component: TRAPP complex; cytosol; cis-Golgi network membrane.